Lathyrus oleraceus (garden pea) is the source of this 2287-nucleotide messenger RNA. RefSeq names its product protein MOS2. The record is from RefSeq and is a predicted model, not a curated record. The transcript is spliced from 2 exons. Gene Ontology annotation, cellular component: spliceosomal complex. Gene Ontology annotation, biological process: mRNA splicing, via spliceosome. NCBI's taxonomy places the organism in Eukaryota, Viridiplantae, Streptophyta, Magnoliopsida, Fabales, Fabaceae. Gene Ontology annotation, molecular function: nucleic acid binding. The coding region runs from base 99 to 1481 and encodes 460 amino acids.
ACAAUAUCGAUGCUGGCAGAGUAAGAUUCCACAUAAUAAAAACGCAGUGGCAGUGAGAGAAAACUGUUGUUUCUUCUUUCUUUCGCAUAACCCUAACAAUGAAGAAACUUUCUUUCUCCUUCCCUUCAUCAAAAUCUUCAUCCAAGUCUAACAAUUCCGUCAAACCCUCCCAAACCUUCGACCAAGAUUCUUCCACCAAUCAACAACAUCUUCAAAAACACUUAAUCACCGAAUUCGACCCUUCCAAUCUCCAAACCCUAGACUCAAAUCCCAAAGCCCUAAUUCCCCCAAUCGAAAACCAAUGGCGUCCGUACAAAAAAAUGAAGAACCUCGACCUUCCUUUAACCGAUUCACACUCUUCCCAUUCCCUUACUUUCGAACCCGACGCUUCUUCGAUCUCCGAUCAACCGGAAUCCGACAAGUCGUCGUACGGUCUCAACCUCCGUUCCGCGAAUUCUGAAAAUAAAAAGCAGGAAGCUGGUGGGGAUGCUUUGAGGCCCAGAAUUUCUAUUGAGGUUAACAUGAUGCAGAAGUUUAAGGAAGAUAUGGAGAGGCUUCCUGAUGAUCAGGGGUUUGAUGAGUUUAAGGAUGUUUCGGUGGAUGGUUUCGGUGCGGCCCUUUUGGGUGGGUAUGGAUGGAAAGAAGGAAUGGGGAUUGGGAAGAAUGCUAAGGAGGAUGUUAAGGUUGUUGAGGUUAAGAGGAGGACUGCUAAGGAGGGUUUGGGUUUUGUUGCUGAUUUGCCUCCUCCUACUUCGAAGAAGGGAGAAAGGAAUGGGAAGGUGGAGAGUGAGAAGAGGAAGAAGGAGGAGAAAGUUGUGAGAAUUGUCCGAGGUAGAGAUGUUGGAUUGAAGGCUAGUGUUGUAGGUAAAAUUGGGGAUGAUGUUUUUGUUUUGAAGGUUUUAGGGAGUAGUGAGGAAGUUAAGGUUAGGGUAGAUGAUGUUGCUGAAUUGGGUUCUGUUGAAGAAGAUAGGUGUUUGAGAAAGUUGAAGGAUUCGAAGGUUAAACACCAUGAGGAGGAAAGAGGGUCUCGUAGUAAGCGUGGGAAGGAUGAGGUGAAAGAAAGGAGAGUGGAUGGUAAUCGUGAUGGUAAGGAUGAGAGGGGGAAGAAACAGGUUCCUUGGCUUACAAGUCAUAUUCGGGUUAGGGUGGUUAGUCGGAGUUUUAAAGGGGGGAGAUUUUAUUUGAAGAAGGGUGAGGUUUUGGAUGUUAUUGGGCCUACUACUUGUGACAUAUCUAUGGAUGAGAGUAGGGAGAUUAUUCAAGGAGUGUCCCAAGAUAUGCUCGAGACGGCUAUUCCACGACGAGGGGGGCCUGUUCUUGUAUUGCAUGGGAAACAUAAGGGUGCUUUUGGGAGUCUUGUUGAAAGGGAUUUGGAUAGGGAGAUUGGUAUUAUUAGGGAUGCUGAUACCCAUCAGAUGCUCAAUGUCAAACUUGAACAUAUGGCAGAGUAUAUAGGGGACCCAAGCUUAUUGGGACAUUGAUUCUAUUGUAUCCAUUGCAUAUGAAGAAACAAAUUUACAAAUAGCAAUUGGUUUGGAAUUUCUUCGGUAUUUCAAAAGGAAUGUUUGGCGCAUUUUGAGCAAUUUGAAGGCUUAUUCGGAAGCGGAAGAGCAUUUUCUAAAAGAGUAAGUGUUCUGUGGUUUGCUUGCAUCCGGAGCACAUGGAAAGCAAGAAAUGAUAAAUUAUUCAACAACACGGCGGUUUUAGUGGAUCAAAUUGCUGAAGAUGUAAAAAGGUUGGCAUGGAAUUGGCUAAACAUCAAAUCAAAUCGUGUAGAUUACUGCUUAUCUCAAUGGUACUUAAAUUCCAGAACUUGCUUCGGCUGUGUGGAUGAUUUUUCUGUUAGAGAUACUGUUCGAGUGCUCUUUCUGGUUAACCAGUAAUUGAGGGCAGUUUUGAUAAUUUUUUUGCCAUCUGCUGCGUUCUUGCUGGACUGACAGCCAAAUAUUCGUCUGGAGACCUUAAUUCAGUUUAGGUUGUUGUCGUGGUCUGAUACUUAGGCUGGAGUAUCUUGGAUUACAUUUAUGUUUCUGUCGAUCUGGGUAAUUGGGUCUUGUAUUGCAGCUUGAAUCUGGAUCCAGAUUUGGCUCUGGCGUUAACCAGCAAUUCAAUUCGGACUGAGGUGCUCUGAGGAGCUAUGUGAUCUAGCUAUUGGCAUAGUAGCAGUGUGUUGUUGGUCAGAUUAGUUUUAAAGCCUUAGUUGUUAGAUCUUCUGGUAACUGAUAUGUAUUAAUUGAAUGGCAGUGGGUUAUCUUCAAAAAUAAUAUUGGAACAGUUUUAUUUUUAA